UUCCGUUCCUUCAGCAAUGACGACCGCCACGUCAUGGCAAAGCACUCCACCAUCUACCCGUCCUCUCACGACUUGGAGGCGGUUCAGACGCUGGUAUCCAACGUGGAGUGCGCCCUCAAACACGUCUCGGACUGGCUGGAUCAGACGAGCUCGGAGGUUCCCGACCAGCUCGAUAGUCAAGCGGCCGACGGCAAGGAGGAGGAGGAACCUACUGAGGAAGAUGAGGGGACCAGUGCCAGCACCAGUGGAAGAGUGCUGUGUGGAGUGAUGAGAAUUGGCCUGGUUGCCAAAGGUCUACUCAUAAAAGGAGACAUGGACCUGGAGCUGGUGUUGAUGUGCAGAGACAAACCCACACAGACGCUACUCCAUUCUGUCUGCCACAAUUUACCCGGGCAAAUAGAGAAGCUGACAGAGGAAAAAUACGAGGUCACGAGCUCACCGUCUGAAGCGGCCAUCCUGGUACGGGCUACAACCGAGCCCAAACUCACACUGAAAAUCACCCUAACCUCUCCGGCCAUGAGAGAUGACGAGGAGGAGGAGGAGGAGGAGGAUGAAGAGGAGGAGGGGGAGGAGCAGGAGGAGGAGGAAGAGGGAGAGGUGCUGGAUAGACACAGAUGUCUGUUGGCCCUGGCAGCGCUGCGACACGCCAAGUGGUUCCAGGCUCGAGUGAAUGGACUCAAGUCCUGCGUUAUCGUUCUCAGGAUACUCCGAGACAUGUGCAAUCGACAACCCGCAUGGGAACCUCUUAACGGAUGGCCUUUGGAACUUAUCUGCGAGAAGGCCAUUGCCACUUGCAACAGACCUCUCGGGGCAGGAGAAGCCUUGCGUCGGGUGAUGGAGUGUUUGGCUUCUGGCAUACUGCUACCAGGCGGUCCAGGUUUACGUGACCCGUGCGAGAAAGAGCCCACAAACACAUUAGUCAACAUGACGGUCGAGCAGGCCGAGGCCAUUACCUACAGCGCGCAGCACGCUCUGAGGCUCAUGGCAUUUGGACAGAUCAGCAAAGUGCUGGAGAUGGAGCCUCUUCCGUCAAAUAAACCAUUGCAGAAAUACCCCUGGUGUGACAAAGAAGGCUUCGGUCUGAAAAGGCCAUACGACGAAGGAAUGAUGGAUGACAAGGACCUCAUCAAGAAGAUGAAGAGGAACCUUAGAAGAGUUCUUGACAGUAAAGCCAUAGACUCCAACCAGCCAAUGAAUGCCCUGAUGCGGUUGAACCAGAUCCGUCCAGGGCUGCAGUAUCGCCUGCUGUCCCAAUCGGGCCCGGUUCACGCCCCCGUUUUCACAAUGUCGGUGGACCUGGAUGGAACUGUUUACGAAGCAUCGGGGUCCUCCAAAAAGACCGCCAAACUCCAUGUCGCUGUCAAGGUUCUCCAGGCGAUGGGUUACCCGACUGGUUUUGACUCAGACCUAGACCCCAUGAGCUCAGAUGAGAAGUCCGAUGGCGAGGGAAAGAGCGAGACGUCGUCGCACACGAGCAAUAAUGCAACGCACUCCUCGGAAAGCUCCAACACACUGGAGGUGCGAACUCAGGGCCCCAUAUUGACGGCGAGCGGGAAGAACCCUGUCAUGGAACUAAACGAAAAAAGGCGAGGUCUCAAGUAUGAGCUCAUCUCUGAAAGCGGAGGCAGUCAUGAUAAGCGCUUUAUCAUGGAGGUGGAGGUGGACGGGCAGAAGUUCCGUGGGGCGGGCCCCAACAAAAAGGUAGCAAAGGCCAGCGCUGCUUUGGCAGCACUGGAAAAACUCUUCUCCGGCCCCAACGCUGCUGCAAACAAGAAGAAGAAGCUUCUGCCUCAGACCAAAGGAGCGCUGGCUGCGGCGGCCGCAGCCUCGGCGGUGGCGGCGCAGGUAGCUCGAGGAAGAGGGAGAGCUACCCUCGCAAGGGGAGCCUUUGUCAGCGCCGCCGCACCGGGAUACGUUACGCCAGGCUUCGGAACGCCGUACGCCUACAGCCCCGCCGCCGCCGCAGCUGCUCCUGCUUACGGUUUGGCCAAGAGAAUGCUUCUGUUGCCUGUCAUGAAAGUACCCACCUACCCCAUGCCCCACUACCACUUCUUUUAG
This is a messenger RNA of Nerophis lumbriciformis (worm pipefish), 2058 nucleotides long. Lineage: Eukaryota; Metazoa; Chordata; Actinopteri; Syngnathiformes; Syngnathidae. The record is from RefSeq and is a predicted model, not a curated record.